Triticum aestivum (bread wheat) is the source of this 1889-nucleotide messenger RNA. RefSeq names its product putative F-box/kelch-repeat protein At1g12870. The record is from RefSeq and is a predicted model, not a curated record. Gene Ontology annotation, molecular function: protein binding. Lineage: Eukaryota; Viridiplantae; Streptophyta; Magnoliopsida; Poales; Poaceae. Bases 245 to 1687 code for a protein of 480 amino acids. The transcript is spliced from 2 exons.
CCCACGCCGUACGCCGCCGCCCUCUUCCACCCAUCGUCGCCGCCCCAGACCAUCCUGCAGAAUUAUAUUGGACACCGCAGACAUUGGGAGGGACAGCUCUUCCUCCUCCUGUACGUUUUCUUGGUGUUCAAUUGAUCGGUUCAGGCCAGCGUAUAGCACGCCGUAGUUCCCAUCAGUGACGGAACUACAUCAAGUAAAACUCUGCUACGGCCGGUGCAGUCCAGCAGUAGAAAUUCACUAGGAUAUGAGAGCAAAAUGGGUCAUAACUGUAAAUUUUGUGGACUUCCCUUCAGUUCGGAGCUCUGCCACUGGUCCAUGUCAAAACAUUGGGGGUGACAUGAUUGGUAGCUGCAAGGGGAAGAGUGCCAUGCAAUCCUGCACCGAGGCCACGAACAAGAAGACGACGGAGGUGCUCCCAAGCAACAAGAGGAAGAAGGUCGGGGCAUCAUCAGUUUGCGCACCGUUGCUUCCUGAUGACAUGAUAUUGGAGGUUCUACUUCGGCUCCCAGUCAAGUCCAUUCUCUGCUUCCGGGCCGUUUGCCGCUCCUGGGCUGCAACGUUGUCCUCCAAGGAGUUCUGCAGCCUCCACAUGGCCACCUCUAAGGCAACACCACCAACGCCGAAGCUACUGAUGUUCUCACACGCAACAAGCUUUGGCUCUGCUGCCAUGUACUCAUGCUCGCCGUCAAGCCCCAUAGAUGACUUACUCUUCACCUUUGUCUGUCCCCACUCCGUGGAAGUAGUGACGCCCUCACCAUGCUGUGGACUCACCCUUCUAUACAGUGAUUUUGCGCCAGCUUACUAUGUUUGCAAUGCAGCUACACGGGCAAUCGCACGUCUGCCACCUCACCGCGUUCCAACAUACCGUUCCAGUGCUGGACUGGGGUUUGAUGCCCGGACAAGCGAGUACAAGGUCGUGAGGUUGAUCAAUGGGUUAUCUGAUGAGAAGGAGACGAUCAGGUGUGAUGUGUACACACGUGGAGCUGAUCACUGGAGGCCGGCGACUAGAGGAGUACCCUUCAAAUGGUCCCAGUUUGCAAAUUCUGCAGUUCGUCACGCAGCGAUGAACAAAAUACCACCUGUCUUUGCCAAUGGAUUUCUGCACUGGUUGAUCAAUCCUUCUAUUAUCGUCAAAAGGGCAAGCGCUGCUAUCAUAUCCUUUUCUGUCGCAGAGGAGACCUUCGGAUGUGUCCGUUCACCGCCGUUCUGGGGACCGAGAGAGCAUCUACCCUCCUCGUCCCAGUCAGAAGGAGAGCACCUGGUUGUGAUGGAUGACCAGCUAUGCAUUGUCCGAGACCUUCGCAACAUAAUCCCUCAUGGUAGCACCAUGGAGAUUUGGGGACUGCUGGAUUAUGGCUCCGGUGAUUGGUCGCUGAAUCAUCGAAUUGAUUUGUUUGGAAAGGUAAAAAGUGAAUUGGCCGAGCCACAGAUUGUGAGGGUUAUUGGUAGUGUUGGUAACUGUAAGUCGGGGAAGAAGAUUGUGAUUGCUACUAGCAAUCACUUGGUUCACGCUGAGUUUCAGAAAAAGGUUUACUCAUAUGAUCCUAGUUGUCAAGUUCUAGAGGGCUUCUUUCAGUCACCGAGGCACACGCCUUUUUUACAGGAUUCAUCCCUGGUUCAAGAUUCAGCUUACAUGAAGAGAGCCUUGCUCCAGUGCAUAAAAACCUGGCCUUCAAAAAUGUGCUAAAGAAACCACGUCUCUAUGCUAAAAGGCUAAAAGACAAAAAGUCACUGUUGAGGAAAUCUUCUGUAAUUGAAGGACUUUAAGAAUCUUGCUAACAUUAUAGUUGUCAUGCACGUGAUUGUGGUGUAACUCUCGGAUGUUGCCUUAUGCCCAAUUAAAUCCAGGCGCAACCUUUAAGUAUGAAGAAUAUGUUGAAUAUGUUUGA